AUGUGGAGAAAGCAUGGGGAAGAGGUGCAGGAAAAAAUAGAGUAUAGUGAUGGAAAGGUAGAAGAGGUGCUUUCUGACAGACACCAAAUCCUCACUUUCCACAUUGGUACUAAAAAGGAGAUUGGUGCUGAUGAAAGGAUGACAAUGAUCAGCUUUUCCAAUAGAGAUGUAAAGAAGAUCAUGCCAGAUCAGAGAGUAAUUUAUUAUUAUGCAGAUAUACAGAAAACUCACACUGCUUAUCCAGAUGGCCUGGAGGUGCUGCAGUUCCCUGAUAAUCAGAUAGAAAAACAUUAUCCUGAUGGCACACAAGAAAUUGUGUUCCCUAAUCAAACAGUGAAAUGCUUCUACAGUGAGACUGAAGGAAACCUUUUUCCAGAUGGCACAGUAGUAAAAGUAGAAAAGAACAGAGAUAAACUAGUGGCAUUCAGUGGUGGCCAAAGGGAGAUUCACACUGCACAGUUCAGGAAGAGGGAGUACCUGGAUGGCACCGUGAAAACUGUGUUCUGCAAUGGCAGACAGGAAACCAAGUACUCCACUGGAUGACUCCAAAUCAAAGAUGAGGAGGGUAAUCUCAUCCUAGAUAAGAGGUGA
This is a messenger RNA of Passer domesticus (house sparrow), 591 nucleotides long. Its product is annotated as centromere protein J-like. NCBI's taxonomy places the organism in Eukaryota, Metazoa, Chordata, Aves, Passeriformes, Passeridae. Gene Ontology annotation, molecular function: tubulin binding. Gene Ontology annotation, biological process: centriole elongation; cilium assembly. Gene Ontology annotation, cellular component: centriole; centrosome. The record is from RefSeq and is a predicted model, not a curated record.